AUGACCAGCAUAAGCCGCUCCAUCCAUCUUCCAUUAUCCGCGUGUGUUCGGUCAUCGCGACCAUCAGUUUCCCCCUUCAUCCACAGGCGGUUCCUGGGGAUUCCCUCCGCAUUUUUGCUCGACCAUUACAUACCUCGGUACCAACUGCUUUCGUCGGUAGAUGCAGCCAAGAAGCGCUCCCAUGCCUAUGCGCACCUUCGGAACUGCAACCUCUGUCCCCGUCGCUGCGGGGUGAACCGAUACGAAGAAACAGGCGUUUGUUUGAUCGGGGCCGAAACAGCCAAGGUCAAUGUGAUCGCACCGCAUCGCGGCGAGGAACCAUGCAUCCAAGGAUUUCACGGCAGCGGCUCGGUAUUCUUCUCGGGAUGCAACCUACGCUGUGUAUUCUGCCAGAAUCAUGAUAUCGCCCAUCAACGGAAUGGCUUCGACCUGACCCCGGAUGAGCUUGCAGAUUGGUAUAUGAAACUCCAGACGGAGGGUAACGUCCAUAAUAUCAACCUGAUCACGCCGGAACAUGUGGUACCGCAGGUUGUACUGUCGAUUCUGGCGGCGCGCGAUAUGGGUCUCAACGUGCCCAUCGUUUACAACACGUCCUCGUUUGAUUCGCUCGAGUCCCUCGAGCUCCUCGAUGGACUCGUGGACAUCUACCUGCCGGAUUUCAAGGUGUGGAAGAGCAGCACGUCGAAACGGCUGCUGAAAGCGGAUGACUACACGGGAACCGCCAUGGAGAGUAUCCGGGCUAUGUACGAGCAGGUGGGUGAUCUGUGUUUCACAUCCGACGGGAUCGCCAAAAAGGGCGUCUUGCUACGACAUCUGGUCAUGCCGGGGAAAGAGGACGAGGGCCGAGAUAUUAUGCGCUGGCUGGCGGAUAAUGUCUCCAAGGACCUUUAUGUGCAUAUCAUGGAGCAGUAUCGUCCUGAUGCCCAUGUGGGGAAGAAGAAGCGACGCAUAACGGAGGGCUCCGGAGCGGAUGAGUUACGGUACGCGGAGAUCAACCGGGCCGUUCGCGAUAAGGAAGUUGGCACGGUCAGGAAUGCUGCCGUGGCGGCGGGAUUGUGGAGGUUUUGCGAGGCGAAUGAAAAGGGCAUGUUUCAUCUAUGA
This is a messenger RNA of Aspergillus tanneri, 1101 nucleotides long. Its product is annotated as putative pyruvate formate lyase activating enzyme. Bases 1 to 1101 code for a protein of 366 amino acids. Gene Ontology annotation, molecular function: catalytic activity; iron-sulfur cluster binding. The transcript is spliced from 2 exons. NCBI's taxonomy places the organism in Eukaryota, Fungi, Ascomycota, Eurotiomycetes, Eurotiales, Aspergillaceae. The record is from RefSeq and is a predicted model, not a curated record.